GUACUUCUGAGCCACCCUGUCACCGUAGUCCCCUACUCCCUACAUAACAACACUAUAUCACAUUACCCUCAAACUCAAACCAUCCAAACACAACACAACCACCUUCUCUCUCUAACUUUCCCUCCUUCCCAAGCUCACCUUAUUACUACACUCUGCAAACACAAAAACCCCUUCUCUUCUUCUCCUUCUCCUUCUUCUCUUGAGAUUCCCGCCCAACCAAGAUCUUCACAGAAUCGCUUUCAUUUAAACCAAAGGCGGCGACCAUUUAUUUCUUCCAUUACAACUCCCCCCAUCUCUGACGCCAUUUUUCUCCGUGCACACUCUUCUCACCAUAAUUAACAAAAAUUCAAUAAACUAUUGCCGCAUUCAAUUCAUUCCAUUCCCUAACACGCUUCCAUAACCUUCUUCUUUCUUCCAUUCUUCCACUUCAACUUCUUCUCCUUUCACUCACUCUAGUUAAGUUCCGUUCUUAACAGUCUUCGUCUUCUUACGUAUCAGUACCACUCUUCACACGCACGUUCUCGGUGGGUUUGUUGGCAUGGCAGGAAACGAACCAAACGGUGGUCUGCCUUGUCGUUUUGUCUCGAACUGAAAAAAAAAAGUUGUUUUUUUUUUUGUUUUGUAAUAUACUAUAUAGUUUUUUUCUUGCGGUCGGUUUGAAGGAGAGUAGUUAGAAAGGUGAAAAAAAUGAAGUUCAUGAAGUUGGGUUCGAAGCCUGAUGCUCUUCAAGCUGACGGAAAAUCUGUCAGGUAUAUAUCGUCUGAAUUGGCUACAGAUAUUAUCAUAACUGUUGGUGAAGUGAAGUUUCACCUGCACAAGUUCCCUCUACUGUCCAAGAGUAAUCGGUUACAAAAGAUGCUGACAAAGGCUAAUGAAGAGUGUUCUGAUGAAAUUCAAUUGGAUGAUUUUCCUGGUGGUUCCAAGGCCUUCGAAAUAUGUGUAAAGUUCUGCUAUGGAAUGACUGUUACUCUCAAUGCUUACAAUGUUGUGGCUGCUCGUUGUGCAGCUGAGUACCUUGAAAUGACUGAGGAUAUUGAGAAAGGGAACUUAGUUUUUAAAAUUGAGGUGUUUCUUACCUCCAGUAUAUUUCGUAGUUGGAAGGAUUCUAUAAUUGUUCUCCAAACUACUAAAUCUCUUCUUCCAUGGUCUGAGGACCUAAAGAUAGUUGGCAGAUGCAUAGAUUCCAUUGCCUCUAAAACUUCUGUGGACCCAGCAAACAUCACUUGGUCUUAUACUUAUAACAGGAAGUUAUCAGAACUUGAUAAAAUUGUUGAGGACAAGACAGCACCACAUGAGAAAAUUGAGCCUGUUCCCAAGGAUUGGUGGGUUGAAGAUAUAUGUGAGCUUGACAUUGAUCUAUAUAAACGAGUUAUGAUUACAAUCAAAUCCAAGGGAAGAAUGGAUGGAGUUGUGAUUGGUGAGGCACUAAAAAUGUAUGCUGUAAGAUGGUUGCCUGAUUCUGUUGAUGCAUUGGUUUCCGAUGCUCAUGCCCGGAGGAACAAAUCUCUAGUAGAAACAAUUGUCUGUCUAUUGCCAUGUGAUAAUGGCAUGGGUUGUUCAUGUAGUUUCUUGCUGAAGCUAUUGAAAGUGGCCAUAUUAGUAGAAGCUGAUGAGUCUUCAAGGGGACACUUGAUGAAGAACAUUGGCUUAAAAUUGCAUGAAGCUUCUGUCAGAGAUUUACUGAUUCCAGCAAGGCUUCCCCUAACCACCAAAUUUGAUAUUGACCUGGUGCAAGAUCUUUUGAAUCUAUACAUGACUAACUUAAGGGGAAGCUGUGAUAUUGAGAUUGAGGAGAAGAAGAAAGACAAAGCAAACGAGUCUAUGUUAGGACAGAGGUCUUUAUUGAAUGUUGGCAAGUUGGUAGAUGGCUAUCUUGGAGAAGUUGCACAUGAUCCAAAUCUUGGCCCUACUAGUUUUGUCGAUAUUUCACAGUCAAUUCCAGAUUUUGCCAGACCAAAUCAUGAUGGUCUGUACAGAGCUAUAGAUAUCUACUUGAAGGAGCACCCAGGUUUGACAAAAGCUGAAAGGAAGAAGAUAUGUAGUCUAAUGGAUGUUAAGAAGUUGACAGUGGAUGCAUCAAUGCAUGCUGCACAAAAUGAGCGUCUUCCCCUUAGAGUGGUUGUGCAGGUUCUCUAUUUCGAGCAGAUCAGAGCCGCCUCCAACGGCCGGACACGUGGCAACAGUCCACGAGAUUCCUCGAGCACUCUUGUGAAUGGUGAUGAGGAGUGUGUGAAAACUGGGGGAGAGAUGUGUCAGUUGAAGAUGAGAGACGAAGAGUUUCAGAAGAAUGGGAAGCUGAACAAGAAGAGUAGCAAAAACAGCAGAAGUGGCAUGCAGUUGCUGCCAUCAAGAUCAAGGAGAAUCUUUGACAAGUUAUGGAUAGUUGGAAAAGGGCAAGGAGAGAACAGGAGUUCAGAGACUUCAGGGAGUUCUAACAGUCCAACAUCUGUAGUCCCUGGAGACACAAAAUCAUCUGGUUCAUCAUUGAGACACAGGAGGCAUUCUAUCUCUUAAGGGAAGGAGAGUGAAAUUGCUGUGAAGUGUAAAGUGUUAGGAUGUUAAAUUGUCUUGUUUUAUUUAUAUGCAUGCACAGAAUCAGGAAAAAGGUCUCUCACCAAGUUGCAAACAAAUGUAAUGACGUUAUAGUUGUGUCUUAAGUCCCUAUCAUUAUUCUGGCUAGUUUUUUGUCUUAAAUUCUUCAAAACCUGUCUUAUGCUUU
Molecule: messenger RNA, 2719 nt
Organism: Vigna angularis (adzuki bean)
Lineage: Eukaryota; Viridiplantae; Streptophyta; Magnoliopsida; Fabales; Fabaceae
Product: BTB/POZ domain-containing protein NPY1
Exons: 4
Coding region: 688-2514 (608 amino acids)
Molecular function (GO): protein binding
Source: RefSeq, a predicted model, not a curated record